Amphibalanus amphitrite is the source of this 3374-nucleotide messenger RNA. RefSeq names its product MAP/microtubule affinity-regulating kinase 3-like. NCBI's taxonomy places the organism in Eukaryota, Metazoa, Arthropoda, Thecostraca, Balanomorpha, Balanidae. Gene Ontology annotation, cellular component: nucleus. The record is from RefSeq and is a predicted model, not a curated record. The transcript has 7 exons. Bases 227 to 3070 code for a protein of 947 amino acids. Gene Ontology annotation, biological process: protein phosphorylation; intracellular signal transduction; positive regulation of apoptotic process. Gene Ontology annotation, molecular function: protein serine/threonine kinase activity; ATP binding.
AGAUGUCGGGCAGGUGGCGCGCUGCAGGGUGGCGGUCGCGAGGAGCCGCUAGGGACCUCAGUAGCGUGCGGCAGACAGCGGCGACGGCGCGCGGGCCGGCCCUUCCCUCUCCCCUCAGAGCGUACUCCGAGUGUCCUUAGCUGGAAGACUCGGACGGCGCCUGGAGCCUCAGCAGCGCCGAGCCGCGCCGUCUGUCUGUCUGUCUGUGUCAGUGUCCGCUGUAGCUAUGUGCGAGGUCCAGCCGGCUGUGCGCAGCUCCACCAUGACCAGGCCGACCGAGGUGGUCGCGUCGCCGCAGCCGCAGCAGCCGCUGCCCGCCGGCUUCAUGACGCUCACCGACCAGCAGUUCCGCACCACCGUCUUCCAGGAGCCCAUCGAGCUCUACUACGAAAUCUGCCCCGUGCCCAUCUGCACCGGCCAGUGGGCCAGCGUGUACAAGUGUCUGGAGCUCAGCUCGGGCCACCAUUUCGCCGCCAAGUUCUGCAGCAAGACGCGACUGGGCGUCGACUCGCGGCGCGAGAUCCUGCACGAGGUGGCCGCCAUGUACCAGGCGCGCGGCUGUGGCCGCGUGGUGCGGCUGCACCAGGUCUUCGAGACGCCGCACCAGUUCAUCCUCGUCAUGGAACUAGGCGGCGGCGGCGACCUGCAGGGAGUGCUGGACAACGACCAGGUGCCCUACGAGCCGGACGUGGUGCGCUUCAUCUCCAACCUGCUGGAGGGCCUGGCCUUCCUCCACGACAGAAACAUCGCUCACCUCGACAUCAAGCCUCAGAACCUGGUGAUGACGGGAGCGUUUCCCGACUGCGACAUCAAGCUGUGUGACCUGGAGAUAUCCCGGGUCAUAUCGGCCGGUCAAGAGAUCAGGGAGAUGCUCGGCACACCAGACUACGUCUCGCCUGAAAUCCUGCGCUUCGAGCCUGUGAAGCUGUCAGCUGAUAUCUGGUCGGUGGGCGUGCUGGCCUACGUGCUGCUGACGGGCUUCACGCCGUUCGGAGGAGACACCGACGCCGAGACGUUCCGCAACAUCGCCAGAGCCGAGCUCGAGUUCCCCGACGAGCUGUUCGAGGACGUGUCGGCUGCCGCCAAGGACUUCAUCCGCAGAUGCCUCCUUAAGGACCCCAGCGGCCGGCCGUCCCCGCACCAGCUGCUGGAGCACGACUGGCUGCGCCGUCCCAGCGUGCCCUCCGCUCCGCUGCUGGUCGUUAGCCCCAGCGAGACUCUGAGCACCUGCCCCGAGCCCGGCCGGCCGGCCAGCGACCUCAGCACGCUGAGGAGAUCCAUCUCCAAGAGCCGCGAGGCGCUCUCCGUCAGGGUCAGCAGGAGCCACCUCAAGAAGAACAUCUCCAAGUCGCGGGAGCGUCUGUGUGACAUGAAGCUCAGCAGCGUGCCGAUGCGUCCCGACCAGUUCCCAGCGUGUCUGAGGUCAAGCGUGUCGGAGGUGCCCGACAACCGACCUCCGUGGAAGGGAGCCGGCGUUCAGAAGGUUUCUCCGGGGUCCGCCAAGGCCGAGCGGGUCAACACGUUCAAGCUCCGUGACGAGUACCAGAACCAGGUGGCGGCUGGUCUGGCGGCCGCCAAUCAGUCCCAGGAGCGCAGUGGCACCACAUCCCCAUCGCCGUUUGUGCGUCAAGGCAGCCUAAGAGGCAGGAGGAAGACCUCGACACCGGACGGUAGCAGCACCGACCUCAGGGCGUCCCUGAGGCGGAGCCGCAACGCCGACAGCGCCGUGACCAGGAGAAGCAGCUGCCAGGAGGAGAGCAAGACACUGCCCGAGGCAGGGAAGAAGAAGGAGGGGCCGAGGCGUACGCAGAGUGUUUCUGACGCUAUCAUGCAUGCCAGGAGAAAUCGUAACUCUAGAAAGGAUCUUCUGCUCCCGGUGAAGGAGCACCGGUCCGGUAGCGAGUCUGUAGAUGUCCUAGCCGACGGUCAGGAAAUGGUCAGGAUACGUCCCGGCACAUUUGUGAUCGACAUGGGAGAACCAGCGAAACCCCGCAAUAAGACGUCAAUUGUCAACGAAGAAGAAAAGAAAGUGCCAUCGAGGAGAGAAGUCUUCCGGAAAAACGCAUCGGUGGAUGCCCCUGAAAACGUAUCCAAGCAUUCGUUUCGUAGCGCGCCGUCAGUAGAGAUCGAGGAAACAGAUGACAAGACGAGCGAGACCCAGCCCAGUCAGAGGCAGCCGAGUCCUGAUGCCAGGAAGCUGAGCGCCCGCAGACCAGGCUCGCUACCGUCGUCACCUCGUCUGACGCCCCGCUCGGCUGUGGACAGACAGACCAGUCCGCUGAGACAGGGCAGUCCGCAGCGGCCGGUCAGUCCGCGCCGACCGAGGGACUCGGCUGAGACGACCUCCGAGAGGUCCUCCUUCCAGCGGUCCGGUCUGAGGAGCUCGCUCCGGCAGACGAGGACAGCAUCACGGCCCAGCUCCGGCGAGGAAAGCCGCCGACAAACGACACCGGUCACCGAGGAGCCCUCACAAGGCCUCCGCAAGUCCUCCACCGAAGAGGACAUGCAGAGGCUGUCCUCCCAGGACGAGCGCCGUCUCCAGAAGUCCUCCACGGACGAGGACGUGCGUCAGCUGGGCUCCUCCAGCGGAGGACGGAGAUCGCGCAGGUCGCCGGUGGUUUCCCGUAACGUGUCUUCGCCGCUGCUGCUCUCCCGCUCGCCGACCAGCGACCUGGGCAGCAGCGAACUCUCUGGGGACGACUGGGAGCACGGCUCGCCGACGAGAGCAGCACGUGACCGGUCCGGCCGCCCCGAGACCAACAGCGUGGCGCGGGCCAUCAGCCGCUUCCAGGCUCUGGAGCAGGGGGCGCGUCAGGGCACCGUAUCACCGACCGCCGGUCGCUCGCCGGCCAUCUCGCGCAAGUUCUCCUCACCCGUGCUGAGGUCGCCCGACCUGGGCCGCAAGACGUCGUCGCCGGCACUGCGCUCGCCGUGUGUGACGCGGAAGGCGUCGUCGCCUGCCCUGCGGUCUCCCUGCAUCACCCGCAAAGCCUCGUCGCCAGUGCUGGGCGCCGCUAGUCAGAGGGAGCGCGGGUUCCCGAGUCGCGUCCCUGGGCUACGGGCUGCCUAGCUGUGGGCUGAGAGGAGUGGCGGGCGAGCAGUGAGCCCACCGUUAUAGGCUGGGCUGCUGAAUGCCGGUACCGUUUUAAAGUCGUAUAUUUUGUCGUUGUUUGUGUCUAAUCAAUGAUGUGCUGGGUAUCCGUGAUAUGUUGCUUGACCGUGUAUUUUGUAGAUAUAUGCCGCCGAGCGCUUCGAGCAUAUGUGCUAUUUUUUAGUUUACCUCAUGCCCUUCUAUGCUGUUCUAUAGCAUUAUCUAUAUCGUCGUGUAGUUUGUAUAGCUCUGUAAUGAAGUAUGGAAAUAUAUUCUGAUAUAA